AAUGUCUCCCUUGUUUGUUACAACACCACCUACUGUUUCAUGCCCUGCAUUGACCGGGCCUAUGCAGGACAAACAUCGACAGAGAUGUAUAAAGUACAUCUCUAACCCUAACGCAAGACUUGAGUUAAAGUACAAGUACGCUAUCAAAAAGUGACUUCAGUAGAAGUUCCCCAAGCACGGCACUUAAUUGGAAGUACUAAAGUAUUCAACAUUUUUUGUACUUAAGUAUUGCAAGUAGUUUAUUUUAAAAUGUACUACUCAAGUACUGAAAGUAAAAGUACAAGUAAUAAAUAAUCAGGAAUUGGGGGUAGCUAGCUUACAAUACAAUUUGCCUCAUAGGUCUUUACAGUCUGUAGAGCAGGUUACACCCUCUGUCCUUAGACCCUAUGUCCUUAUACCCUCUGUCCAUAGACCCUAUGUCCUUAUAUUCUCUGUCCAUAGACCUGCUCUCAUUUGACCCUAUGUCUUUAUAUUCUCUGUCACUAGAUCCUCUCUCAUUUGACCCUUUGUCCUUAGACCCUAUGUCCUUAUAUUCUCUGUCCAUAGACCCUCUCUCAUUUGAACCUUUGUCCUUAGACCCUCUGUCCAUAGACCCUCUCUCAUUUGACCCUAUGUCCUUAGAGCCUAUGUCCUUAUAUUCUCUGUGCAUAGACCCUCUCUCAUUUGACCCUUUGUCCUUAAACCCUGACAUUGAGUGAGGAAAACUCCACAAAAAACCUUUUUUACCCUCUCUCAUUUGACCCUUUGUCCUUAUACCCUCUGUCCAUAGACCCUCUCUCAUUUGACCCUAUGUCCUUAUACCCUCUGUCCAUAGACCCUCUCUCAUUUGACCCUUUGUCCUUAGACCCUCUGUCCUUAGACCCUCACAUUGAGUGAGAAAAACUCCACAAAAAACCUUUUUACAGGAGAAAAAAAGGGAGAAACUUCAGGAAGAGCUUCAGAGGACGGAUCCUUCUGUCAGGACAGACAGACGUGCACUCAUCCAGGGUGCGACGCGUGCUGUCGCGGGAUUAGUUGCAACUGCUCAUGUGACCCUAAGAAGAAGACAGGGCGUGGACGAAGGAUGGACGAGGAUAAUAUUUGAGCUGUGGUGUUGAAGCUCUGCGUCAUACAGUGGCCCACUUGACUGGACCGCAGAGAAAACAGAGGAUAAAUCCUGCUGCUCUGACAUGGAGUGUGAUCCAGAUGAGAUCUUCAAACUCAACGUGGACCUCGAGCUGGUGGUUUCCCAAAACCCACUCCCCAUGCACCGCGUGGUUUCCCUGCUGCUCAGAGCAAACAAGAUAAAAAAGUAUCUACAGCGUAAAGGCCGUGGGCUCAGUGACGACCAGCUCUGCACGAUGAUCAUGAACAGCAUAGAGAAGACAGUUGUCGAGAGGGUGGGGACGUCCUCGUUCCCCUCGGGGCGCAGAAUCACCUUAAACCGCCUCCGCAGUUGGGAAUGUUUUCUGACUGACCGUGAAAAAAAGGACAUCGUCUGCACGGCCGCGUCCACACCAGUGGAACUGUGCGCUGCGACGCUGAAAGGAGGGAACCACAGUCACAAAGUGACAUUUAAAAUGGCGUCGUACUCUGGCUCUGAGAUGACUGUUGCUCUGUCGCUCAUCAAACAAAAACUGUACAUUUCCUGCACCAUGAUAGAUGACAAAGCUGUGCUGCGUCUGGAGGAAUGUGACGAGGAGGAUUUAAAGGCCAUCAGCAAUGAAAGUGACAUGGAGCGUUUCCUCUUCCACGUCAAGGGGGUGGACGGCACCAGGUUCGAGUCUGUAAAGUGCCGUGGCUGGUUCAUCAGCACGUCCUACGAGAAGGAACUCCAGCCCCUGGAGAUGUGUCAGGUGGACGCUGUCAACAGGGAAACCGCCUUCAGCAUGAAGUGAAAACACCAUGUGUGUUCACUGUGAAUGUCACCAUUUCCUCCACAUGACCACUAGGUGGAGCUGUGUCUAACAGUUUGGUAAUGCUCUGUGAGGGUUGAGUCCAAUGUAACUCAGUAACAAAUGUAAUAUUAAUUUCUUGCUGUGAGAGAUGUAUCUUCUUUGCUGGAGUGUUGUAACGGGAUAUUCCUUUGUUGAUUGUUUUUAUUUAAAUUAUAUAAAAAAAGAAAAAUAAAGAAAAGGAUAAGGGCUUUUUU
Solea senegalensis (Senegalese sole) is the source of this 2131-nucleotide messenger RNA. RefSeq lists its product as uncharacterized. Gene Ontology annotation, molecular function: cytokine activity. NCBI's taxonomy places the organism in Eukaryota, Metazoa, Chordata, Actinopteri, Pleuronectiformes, Soleidae. The record is from RefSeq and is a predicted model, not a curated record. Gene Ontology annotation, biological process: inflammatory response; immune response; regulation of non-canonical NF-kappaB signal transduction. The coding region runs from base 1170 to 1877 and encodes 235 amino acids. The transcript has 7 exons.